CAAAUUGCAAUCGUGUUGCAAUCGGUAAUUUCGAGAAAUCGGUAUCACGGUAUCCUUCAUGCUCUGUAUAGUCUGUAUUUGAAUUAUUUACUGCAAUAGACGUCAAAAAAUUAUUGGAAUCAUUGUUAUCGUUUUGUUAUUUGUUAUUUGUAAUCCUUUUGCGACGAGAGUGUCGAAUGUUAUCUCGUGUAAAAUGGCUAAUACUGAAAUAAUGUGCAGUGAUUGUAAUACUAUAGUAAACAUUGGAGAAGAACACGAAUGUAACAUAGGAGAUAACAAUGUUUACGAUGAUUAUAACGAAAGGUUAAUUGCAGAAGUCUUUGUAAGGGAAGGCUUAUGGAAUUCCAAAUUGCCUUACAACUUUAGAGGUCCAGCACAUUUGAAAACAUUAUGGUGUGAAGUUGAUACUUGCUUAGGAACACCUGCUAGAAGUAGCCAAAUAAAAUGGAAAAGUUUAAGGGAUCGCUUUGUCAGGGAACAUUCUUCCGUAACAACUUAUAUACCAAGUGGCAGUGGAGCUAUGAAAAAAAAGAGCAAUUGGCCAUUAUAUAACACCUUACGUUUUCUAAUUCCAACAGUGAAUUAUAGAAAAACUAUAAGUAAUCUGGAAAACAUAAAUCCAGAUUUUCAGUCUGAAAGUGAUACACAGUUAUCACUUUCAAAUGAAUCUAGUCUCGCUGGUACCUCUAAUAAUAAUACAUAUAUAAGAAAAAAAAUAAACAUCGCUCAGCAAGUACAAACAAAACGAAGUUUGUGUUUGUUGAGUGGCCUCACAAGUCUCUCUUAUUAUUGUUAUUGUACUUCUACCAAUUCGAUAGUUUAAUGCAAUCGAGUUAAGCCCAUCUCCACUUGCUAAGUAACUAAAAAAUAUAUAAUAUUGUUAAUUUAAUGUUUACAAAUGUUUGUAAGUUUAUCAUUGUCAAAUUAAAAAAUUUUAUAAAUUGUA
Messenger RNA from Solenopsis invicta (red fire ant), 946 nucleotides. RefSeq lists its product as uncharacterized. Lineage: Eukaryota; Metazoa; Arthropoda; Insecta; Hymenoptera; Formicidae. The transcript has 4 exons. Gene Ontology annotation, biological process: regulation of transcription by RNA polymerase II. The record is from RefSeq and is a predicted model, not a curated record. Gene Ontology annotation, cellular component: transcription regulator complex; nucleus. The coding region runs from base 194 to 823 and encodes 209 amino acids.